UGUACUGCUGUCUUGAUGUUCCUUGAGUAAAUGAACUGCCUUUAACGGAUUUGUCUCCUGCAAGUUAUUACAUUUUGGCGACGAGGAUGAAAGCAAGAGAAGAAACGCCUUGAAGAGGAAAAAGUGUUGGAAGGUGAAUAAGUUUAAUCCAUACAAGUUGGAGCUUGGGAAAAGAAGAUGGCCAACAUGGUAGGAACAGUCACGCCUUUUGAUAGUCAAUCUCAGUCUUGGGAAGAAUAUUGUGAGAUCUUGCAGCAUUUCUUCGAGGCAAAUGAAAUUACAGAAGCAGUCAAGCAAAAAGCUAUAUUGUUGAGCACUGUAGGAAGUCAAACAUACAGUCUACUGAGGAAUUUACUGAUCCCAGUUAAACCAGGAACAAAGACAUUUGGGGAAUUAGUAGAAUUGCUUAAAGAGCAUUUCAACCCAAAACCUAGUGAAAUUGUACAACGGUUUAAAUUCAAUUCAAGAUCAAGAGAAGAGGGGGAAACUGUACUUGAGUAUGUGGCAGUAUUAAGGAAAUUGGCUCAUGAUUGUAACUAUGGAGAAAAAUUGACAGAAAUGCUUCGGGAUAGACUGGUAUGUGGCAUAAAUGAUGACCGUAUUCAACGUAGACUGUUGGCAGAAGCGGAUCUAACUUUUGAAAAGGCUUUGAAAGUAGCUCAAGCAAUGGAAACGGCCAAUAAGGAUGUAAGGGAUUUGCAAGCUAAACGCUCAGAAACAUCCAUGUCAAUGAGAGUGCAUAAAACAUCAGUAAAGCAGGACGAAAGUCAAAGCAGAGCAUGUUACAGAUGUGGAAGUUUGCAACAUUUGGCCAAUGAGUGCAGAUUUGUUUCUGAGAAAUGUCACCAAUGUGGGAAACAAGGGCACAUAAUGAAAGUAUGCAAAUCAAAAAGUUCCAGCAGAGACACAAACUUUCAAGGGGGAGAAAGACGUAAGAGAGUUGUGACCAGAGGAGGACAGAGAUCGUAUUAUGUGGGCAGAGAUGAAAAAAGUGCAUCUGAUGAAGAGGGGAUUUUUACAGUUCACAGUUUGAAAGAAACCGAGAUUCCAAAGGUUGCUCCACUGACUAUUACAUUGGCGGUUAAUGAGUCCAUCAUACCUUUUGAAGUGGAUACCGGUUGUGGUGUGACUGUGAUGAAUGGGUCAAAUUUUUCCAAAUUAUGGACAAAGCAUAAAAUUCCAGAAUUAAAGACCUGUGCCCGGUUGCAUAAAGCACCUUAA
Molecule: messenger RNA, 1221 nt
Organism: Rhinichthys klamathensis goyatoka
Lineage: Eukaryota; Metazoa; Chordata; Actinopteri; Cypriniformes; Leuciscidae
Exons: 1
Coding region: 178-1221 (347 amino acids)
Molecular function (GO): nucleic acid binding; zinc ion binding
Source: RefSeq, a predicted model, not a curated record